Messenger RNA from Adineta steineri, 429 nucleotides. The record is from the annotation of a GenBank genome assembly. NCBI's taxonomy places the organism in Eukaryota, Metazoa, Rotifera, Eurotatoria, Adinetida, Adinetidae.
AUGAACUUCACAAAUAAUGAUAUUCACGAACAUGGUGCACAAUAUCUUGCUAACAGUUUACAGGAAAACAAAAUACUCACCAUAUUGAAUUUCGGAUACAAUCAAAUUGGUGAUCAAGGAGCAAAAUAUUUUGCUGAUGUUCUUGAAUAUAACGAAACACUUAAAACAAUACACCUCGGAUUCAAUGAGAUUGGUGACGACGGAGUAAAACAUCUUGCUGAUGCUCUUCAAGAAAAUAAAACACUUAUCACAUUAGACCUUCAAUGGAAUCGAGUCAAUAAUUACGGGGCACAAUAUCUUGCUAAUGCUUUACGACAAAAUAAAACACUUACCGAAUUGAAUCUUGGAUACAAUCCAAUUGGUAAUGAUGGAAAAGAAAGUCUUGGGAAAAUACUUCAAAAUAAUUCAGAAACCAAAAUAAUUUUCUGA